Cuscuta campestris is the source of this 690-nucleotide messenger RNA. The record is from the annotation of a GenBank genome assembly. Lineage: Eukaryota; Viridiplantae; Streptophyta; Magnoliopsida; Solanales; Convolvulaceae.
GCUCACGGGUAAACAAAGGAGCGAUAUUCACUCCCCAUAGCGACAACGACGGCGACAUCUCAACGCAAGCUCUCUCAAUCUCUACGACAUCGACGGCUCACUGUCACAGUCUCUUCAUCUUCAAUUGAAGGUAUAGUUAAUUGGUGGCAAGAAUAUGAGUAUUGAGGUUACCUCUGAAGCGCACUCACUAAGCUCAAGACCUAUUUGUCAUUGUGGACAUGCUGCAACAAUACGAGUGUCAGGCCAAGCAAACUCAUUUGGAGACAAAUUCUAUGGGUGCCCAAAAUUGCAAACAUUGCCCACUGGUGGGUCUCUGAUUGUUCGUUCUUUGAAUGGCUACACAAGAAAUGUGAACCGACUACCACUGUGAGUAACAGGGCGACAAUCAGUCCGACUACUAGGGAGAGUACAAGUGAGUUUCAAGGACUUCUUGUGCACUUACAAAGAGAAGUAAUAGAUGCCACCGUCCGUGAACGAGAGGUACAUGCAAAGAACGCGAUAUUGGAGUCAAGAAAAAAAAAAGAAACGAGAAGAUUUCUUGUAUAUUUGUAUUCUGUUUUUGGUGGGAUUGUUGUACCAAAAUCUUGUUCAUUGAGACAAAUAUAGUUAGAUGUACAAGCACCACUAUCUUAUGGAAUUAUGUACUUUAUUUUAUCAUUCAAUGCUUCAUUAUGGUGGAAUUGUUAUUGU